Molecule: messenger RNA, 516 nt
Organism: Miscanthus lutarioriparius
Lineage: Eukaryota; Viridiplantae; Streptophyta; Magnoliopsida; Poales; Poaceae
Source: the annotation of a GenBank genome assembly
AUGGCGCGUGAAGGUGCAGCGCCGUCGUCUUCCCCUGUGGACCAGUGGAUGAAGCGGCUACAGGAAGCCCAUCGGUUGGUGGACGAGGUUGCCGGGCAGGCCAAGCGGGUUGCCGAGAGGGAGUCCGUGGCACCGUCGCUGCCGCACGAAAUGCAGCGCCAAAACACCGAGAUCCGGCAUGGACAUGGCUUCCCUACCACCGGUGGCACCGCGUUAGUGGCGCUGAGGACGGUUGCAUUCGAAUCCGGGGACGGUGCCAGCAAGCGGACAACGGCAAGGGAGGCACCCGCUGUGGUGAUAUUGACAGCGCAAAGGUCCACGGGGGCGCAGCUGGUGGUAUGGAACGGCGUGGUCACGAGCUUCACGGAGGCAGGCAAGCGGCGGAUGUCGGUGGGGGCAAGGAACUCGAGUAGGACGUGGAAGCGGAGAACGUCGGCGAGGUCGGCGCCCGACGCGGCCACGAAUGCGAACGACGACAGCCACUAUGGGAGGUUGCCCGUUCGGCACGACAAGUAG